Molecule: messenger RNA, 915 nt
Organism: Cynocephalus volans (Philippine flying lemur)
Lineage: Eukaryota; Metazoa; Chordata; Mammalia; Dermoptera; Cynocephalidae
Product: deoxyribonuclease gamma-like
Exons: 8
Coding region: 1-915 (304 amino acids)
Biological process (GO): apoptotic DNA fragmentation; programmed cell death involved in cell development
Cellular component (GO): nucleus
Molecular function (GO): deoxyribonuclease I activity; DNA binding
Source: RefSeq, a predicted model, not a curated record
AUGGCGCAAACCAUGGUCUCCCUGCUGCUCCUCCUCUCCAUCCAGGGCGCCCUGACCCUGAGGAUCUGCUCCUUCAACGUGAGGUCCUUUGGGGAAAGCAAGAAAGAAAACCGGAACGCCAUGGAUGUCAUUGUGAAGGUCAUCAAACGCUGUGACCUCAUAUUGCUGAUGGAAAUCAAGGACAGCCAGAACACAAUCUGCCCCACACUGAUGGAGAGGCUGAAUGGAAAUUCAAGGAGAGGCAUAACAUACACCUAUUUGAUUAGCUCUCGACUCGGAAGAAACACAUAUAAAGAACAGUACGCCUUUCUCUACAAGGAAAAGCAGGUGUCCGUGAAGAAAAACUACCUCUACCAUGAUGAUCAGGAUGGAGAUGCAGAUGUGUUUUCCAGGGAGCCCUUCGUAGUCUGGUUCCAGUCACCCUCCACUGCUGUCAAGGACUUCGUGAUUGUCCCCCUGCACACCACCCCUGAGACAUCUGUUAAAGAGAUCGACGAGCUUGCUGAUGUCUACAUGGAUGUGAAAAGCCGGUGGAAGGUGGAGAAUUUCAUUUUCAUGGGCGACUUCAAUGCUGGUUGCAGCUACGUCCCCAAGAAGGCCUGGAAGAACAUCCGCCUGAGGACCGACCCCAGCUUUGUUUGGCUGAUUGGGGACAAGGAGGACACUACCGUCAAGAAGAACACCAGCUGUGCAUAUGACAGGAUUGUGCUUAGAGGACAAGAGAUCGUCCGCUCUGUUGUUCCCAGAUCAAACAGCACCUUUAACUUCCAGAAGGCUUAUGAGUUGACUGAAGAGGAGGCCCUGGCGGUCAGUGACCACUUUCCAGUGGAAUUUCAGCUACGGUCUUCACGAGCUCUCACCAACAGAAGAAGGUCUGUCAUUCCAAAGAGGAAAACAAAGGCCAACCGCUCCUAG